Lachancea fermentati is the source of this 852-nucleotide messenger RNA. The record is from the annotation of a GenBank genome assembly. Lineage: Eukaryota; Fungi; Ascomycota; Saccharomycetes; Saccharomycetales; Saccharomycetaceae.
AUGUUAAGGUCAACGCUUAGCAGCUGGAGAGAGUACUUGACACCAGUAUCUCAUAAAUCUACUUUUCAAGUUACCGGCCAAAUCACGCCUGAGGAGUUUGUACAAGCUGGUGACUACUUGUGCCACAUGUUCCCUACAUGGCAAUGGAAUGAACAAUCAAAGAACGUUAACUACAGAGAUUUCCUGCCUAAGGGGAAUCAGUUCUUGGUGACGAGGAAAGUUCCAUGUGGUACGAGAGCUGAACAGCUAGUAGCGAUGGAUGAGGAAGGUACGGAAGGGGAUGAGGACGGGUGGGUCGUCGAGUCACAGUCACGACCACAAGAAGAGACAGCAACCGCAGAUAUCGACGAGAUGCUAGAAGGGAUGGAUAUCGAAGACGUUGAGGAAGAUGAGGAUAUUGUCGCGAUUGCUCCAAAUGAUAAGAGGUAUUACGAUUUGUACAUCACAUAUUCGACAUCUUACAGGGUACCCAAGAUGUACUUAGUGGGGUUCAACGGAGAUGGGUCCCCCCUCACACCAGAACAGAUGUUUCAAGAUAUAUCGCCAGACUACAGGACUAAGACAGCGACUAUUGAGAAAUUACCAUUUCUAAACUCUCCGGCAACAUCGGUCUCAAUACAUCCCUGCAAACACGCAAACGUAAUGAGAGUUCUCAUGGAGAAAGUGCGUGCUGUGAAACAGCGCGAAAGGUCUGUGAAGAGGGGGCAGGGGCUAAACGAGGAUGACUGGGAGGAUUUACAAGAGGACGUUGACGAUGGUCUACGGGUAGACCAGUAUCUUAUCGUUUUUUUGAAAUUUAUCGCAAGCGUUACCCCAGGCAUCGAGCAUGACUACACGAUGGAGGGCUGGUGA